Diaporthe amygdali is the source of this 1044-nucleotide messenger RNA. RefSeq lists its product as uncharacterized. The record is from RefSeq and is a predicted model, not a curated record. NCBI's taxonomy places the organism in Eukaryota, Fungi, Ascomycota, Sordariomycetes, Diaporthales, Diaporthaceae. Bases 1 to 1044 code for a protein of 347 amino acids. The transcript has 4 exons.
AUGUCUGACGACGAAGCUGAUCCCGAGCUCUUGGAGCUGCUUCGUGCCCAUAUCCUAGGGAAGCCCAGCGCAGACGCUGACCCUGAGACAGGCGUGCUCGAAGGCGCCGAGUAUGUCUACGACAAUUCCAUCGACGUGGCGCUGGACAUGUGGUCAUGCAAGACGGCCGCCAAUGCAAUCUACAAGCAGAUGCAGGAGAAGAGCUACUCCACGGCCACAUGGUCCGAGCAUGAGCUUCACCCCAAGGCCAAGGACGAGGCCACCGUUGACUUCAUCUUCACAAUGGACCUGCUGAACUUCUCAUUCUGGUCGGAACUUUCCGAUGACAAGCGGUUCGCUGUAUCCUACAAGGACAGGACCUGGACCGGGUACUGGAGCUUGGUAGCGGCCCUGCAGCGGGCUCUCGACGAAGACAUUCCCAUAACCAGUUCCGACUUCUGGCAGAGCGAGGACGAAUGCACGUUGGACCUCCUGAGACAUGUCUUUCGGUCCACGACAGACGAGGAGAUACCCCUGCUUGAAGAGCGCCUCGCCUGUCUGCGUGAGGCUGGGCAGGUCCUUUACGAGAAAUAUUCAUGCAGCUUCACCAACUGCAUUAAAGCCGCGAACGGCUCUGCGGCUGGCCUCGUGAACCUACUGGCCGAUGACUUCGCCUGCUUCCGAGAUGAGACCAAAUUUGAAGGGCGGCGGAAACCCGUCCGCUUCCUCAAGCGGCCGCAGAUAUUGGUCGCUGACAUCUGGGCUUGUUUCCAAGGGGAAGGCUACGGUGCAUUCAGAGAUAUUGACAAGAUAACAAUGUUUGCGGACUACCGAGUCCCACAGAUCUUGAACACCAUGGGGUGUAUCUUUUACAGCCCCACCCUCAAUGAGGUUGUGAAGGAGAAGAAGCUCAUCGAAAGCGGGAGCAGCUGGGAGGUUCAGCUGAGAGAAGUCGAGAUCAACGCCAUCUUGAUAGACUUCUUCUUGUACGACCUCAUGAAGGACCUCGAGGCUAGGGGCCAAGAAUCGAUCCCGCACCACCGAACAAGGAGUAUCUGGUACUAA